Acanthochromis polyacanthus (spiny chromis) is the source of this 3720-nucleotide messenger RNA. RefSeq names its product SMEK homolog 1, suppressor of mek1 (Dictyostelium) (gene ppp4r3a). Gene Ontology annotation, biological process: DNA damage response; protein dephosphorylation. NCBI's taxonomy places the organism in Eukaryota, Metazoa, Chordata, Actinopteri, Pomacentridae. The record is from RefSeq and is a predicted model, not a curated record. Gene Ontology annotation, cellular component: nucleoplasm; protein phosphatase 4 complex. Gene Ontology annotation, molecular function: protein phosphatase activator activity.
UCGAUCAGGUGUUCGACUUUUGAACAGCUUCAAAGAACUGUUUGUCCCGGUGACUCCUCACGCAAGUUAAGUCAAUACUGCAUUGAAGAACGUGAACAGGUGUGAAACAAAAGUGAAUUGAAGUUGUGGCGUUACUAGGUGAGGCAGACACCCCGUAAAAGCCAAGAAGGUCCGGAGGGGGAAACCGGUUACAAGCACCUGGCAGGAUGACGGACAUCGGCGACGAGUCAAAAGUCUAUACCCUUCAAUGAGACAGACAGUGGAUGACGUGGACCGGGCACGUCUCUUCAGGCUAUGUGGAGCGUUUGAAAGGCACGUCUCUGCUGGUGCGAGCUGAGAGUGAUGGUUCCCUACUGCUCGAGUCCAAAAUCAACCCAAACACAGCCUACCAGAAACAACAGGACACAUUGAUAGUAUGGUCAGAGGCUGAAAUAGACCUGGCACUCAGCUUCCAGGAGAAGGCAGGCUGUGAUGAAAUCUAGAAAAUAUGCCAGGUGCAGGGAAAGGACCCUUCUGGGACAUCACACAGGAUGUGUGGACGAGUCCGAGGAGGACGCUUUGAUGAAAUGUCGUCGCCAGGUCUGGAGUUACCGCCAUGUGAACUAAACCGUUUGAGACUGGCGGAGCUCGUGCCUCGCUCACUCCCGUCACCACUGCGACGUGAGAAACUGGCGGCCGUGGAGAAUGAAGGCUACAUUCGGAAGCUCUUGGAACUGUUCCGUUGUGUGAGGAUUUGUGAGAACAGAGAAGGACUGCACCACCUGUACGAAAUCAUUAAAGGCAUUCUUCCUGCUGAAUCGCACUGCACUUUUGAGGUUAUGUUCUCUGACGAAUGCAGUCAUGGACGUCAUUGGUGUCUGGAGUUUGACCCCAGCACCUGCCGCCAGCCACGGCGGCAUCGGUGGUUUCUCACUAAGACAGCCCGAUUUAAGGAGGUGAUUCCCAUCUCGGAUUCCGAACUGCGUCAGAAAAUACACCAUGACCGUAUCGGGUAUGGGCAGUAUAUUCAGGAUAUGGUGCUGCCCACACCCUCUGUUUUUGAGGAAAACAUGCUGUCCACCCUGCACUCCUUCAUCUUCUUCAACAAGGUGGAGAUUGUGGGCAUGCUACAGGACGAUGAGAAGUUCCUGACAGACCUUUUUGCACAGCUAACAGAUGAGGCUACCGAUGAUGACAAAAGGCACGAACUGGUAAACUUCCUAAAGGAAUUCUGUGCAUUCUCACAAACGUUACAACCUCAAAACAGAGACGCCUUCUUCAAGACAUUGUCAAACAUGGGCAUUCUACCUGCACUAGAGGUCAUACUGGGAAUGGAUGAUGUCCAGGUGCGUGGGGCAGCCACAGAUAUCUUCUCUUAUCUAGUGGAGUACAACCCCUCCAUGGUACGAGAGUUCGUCAUGCAGGAGUCUCAGCAGAAUGAUGAUGACAUCCUCUUGAUCAACCUGAUCAUAGAGCACAUGAUCUGUGACACAGACCCAGAGCUUGGUGGAGCAGUGCAGCUAAUGGGUCUGCUACGGACUCUGGUGGAUCCAGAGAACAUGCUGGCAACGGCAAACAAAACAGAAAAAACGGAGUUCCUUAGCUUCUUUUACAAGCACUGUAUGCAUGUCCUGUCAGCUCCCUUACUGGCCAACACCACAGAAGAAAAACCUAGCAAAGAUGAUUUUCAGACAUCCCAGUUGUUGGCCUUGAUUUUGGAGCUGCUUACAUUUUGUGUCGAGCACCACACCUACCACAUCAAGAACUACAUCAUCAACAAGGAUAUUCUCAGGAGGGUACUGGUGCUGACUGCCUCUCAGCACGCCUUCCUGGCACUAUGUGCCCUGCGCUUCAUGCGGAGGAUUAUUGGUCUGAAGGAUGAAUUCUACAAUCGCUACAUCAUGAGAAACUUUCUCUUUGAGCCUGUCAUCAAGGCCUUCCUCAACAACGGCUCACGCUACAAUCUCAUGAACUCGGCUAUCAUUGAAAUGUUUGAGUACGUCCGUGUGGAGGAUGUGAAGUCUCUCACAGCUCACAUAGUAGAGAACUACUGGAAGGCUCUGGAGGAUGUGGACUACGUCCAGACAUUCAAGGGCCUGAAGCUGCGGUAUGAGCAGCAGCGAGAGAGGCAAGACAACCCCAAAUUGGAUAGCAUGCGCUCCAUCCUGAGGAACCACCGCUUUCGACGUGAUGCGCGAACGCUUGAGGACGAAGAGGAGAUGUGGUUCAACACCGAUGAAGAUGACCUAGAGGACGGCGAGGCAGUGGUUCCUCCCUCUGACAAGAUGAAGAGCGAGGAAGAUCUCAUGGAGCCUAUUACCAAGUUCAUGGAGAGAAAGAAAUUGAAAGACACAGAGGAGAAAGAAGUAUUGGGGAAGUCAAGCUUGUCAGGAAGACAGAAUCCCAGCUUCAAGCUCUCCUUCUCCGGUUCUACUACCAGCCUGUCCAGCCCUCCUUCAUCUGCCUCACUGAACCCGGGGUCUCCGGGAUCGCCAGGCUCUCCAGGCUCAGGGGCACGGAGCUCACCCUCCACCACAACUGUAACCACUAGGGGAGGUUUAGUGGGACUGGUGGACUAUCCUGAUGAUGACGACGAGGAGGAAGAAGAAGAGGAGGACGGGGAGAGUAAAGAGGACCCUCUGCCACCUUCUAAGAAGUCCAAACUGAGCUCCUAAGCAAGCAUCAAUGUCUCAGCUGGUGCUCCGCUCAGACAGCUCCAGCGGAUAGACUUCUCACAGGAAUGAUCAAACUUGUAAACAAAUUGAAUGAAUGAAAGCCACCCCUCACCGUCAGCGGGUGGCCAAAAAGAGGAGCGGACUGAAACGGAUACGAAGCCUCCUCAGACUAGCCCAAUUCAUACAAGUGCCAAUCAGGAGACCAGGAGCGAGAAAAAACAGUCCGAAAAGUCGGAACAGACGAAUGAAAGUUGGGGGAGGAAAGAUCUCACUCGGAAGAUCUUCAGCGGACUUGGACAGUAUGAGAUGAGUUGGAGUUUAGUAAUUUAGCAACUGGAGGAAAAGACCACAUACUAAAACACAUGUACACGCAGACUGAAAUCCUAGAGCUCACAGGCUCGGACCAUAACCUACUGCCCCCCCGCCCCCCACUCAGGGAAGGACAUCACAGCGGCUCAGACGGGUCGGCCAAUUCAGACCCAGAACCACCACUCGCACCCCCUUACCCUCCUCCUCAGAAUCCUUCCUGUUCCUUUCUACUUCUUUUUUCUCCUCUGCUGUUUCUCCCUCUCUUCGUCUGUUGCUUUUUGUCCCCUUUUAAGUUAGUAUAUAGGACCAGAUGGGAGACGGCGCGUGGCAAAGAGCUGUCCUUGUUGUCAUUUGAUGAUGUCAUCAGUGUCGUCGUUCCUCAGCGGACGUUCUUUCUCUGAAGAGAAAAAAAAAGCCAGCAGUUUCUUCAUUGUUUUCUUUUUGUUCUCUAUUUGUCUCUCAAUCUUUCUCCUGUUUUUUGUAAAUGACAACAAAAAAGACCUGCCUUUAAAUGUUCAGGACGUUUUCAGUCACACUUGAACAGGUUUUAAAGACCUCAGUAGGUGAGCUAGUUUUACCCUUUUUGCCCUUUGAAACUGCAGAUUUUUGGAGAAUUUGUAAUCCCGUCUUGAUUAAAGAUUGAGUGGAAUUCUAGAUGUGAUGAAUUUUGUCAUAUCUUCUCAUUUUUUUUCUUUUACAUGAGUGUACACUUAGUUGUUCAGAAUAUUUGGGACCAUUAAAAUGAUCUUUGCUGUAA